Molecule: messenger RNA, 566 nt
Organism: Hermetia illucens (black soldier fly)
Lineage: Eukaryota; Metazoa; Arthropoda; Insecta; Diptera; Stratiomyidae
Product: probable fatty acid-binding protein
Exons: 3
Coding region: 67-465 (132 amino acids)
Biological process (GO): fatty acid transport
Cellular component (GO): cytosol; nucleus
Molecular function (GO): fatty acid binding
Source: RefSeq, a predicted model, not a curated record
AAUCUGAGAUUUCUUUACAGUUCUGCAGAAGUGGUGCAAGGAUAAACAACCAAUAGAAAUUUCAGAAUGGCCGCUUGGGAAGGAAAAAAGUACAAAUUGGAGAAGUCCGAAAACUUGGAUGCUUACAUGGAAGCCUACGGAAUUAGUGCAGAAACCCGUAAACUAAGAAACACUUUGUUUCCAACUGUGUCUCUAGUCAAAAAUGGAGACGAAUACGAGUAUACCACGGCUUACACAACGAGAAACCAAGUUAUGAAAUUCAAAAUUGGAGUAGACUUCGACAUUGACACCUUGGAUGGGAAAAAAAUAAAAACUGUUUGCCAUUUCGAAAAUCCCAACAAGCUUAUCCAAGACGAGAAAGGUGGUAAGGGAGGAAAAAUCAUUCGUGAGUUUACCGACACUGAGUUGGUUGCGACUUGCAUCACCGGUGGAAUAACUGCCGUAAUACAUUAUAAAGCUGUUUAGAAAGUUACGUUGAACAGCUAAACAACGUUUAAGUGAUAAUUUCUAAUUCUUAGGCUAGAGUAUGUAACAUCUGACUGAGAGAAUUAAAAAUGUGUAAUAAA